UCAGGAUGCGUCACAACAACAUAGAGUCGAUCAGAGCGAUCACCUUUAACCAGCAACCCUCGAUGGAGGCGUCGUUGGCAGACGCUAACAACAACCACAACGGAAGUAGCUACAUUGGACUUUCGAUGGCGGCCGACGGUACUGGAUCAUUGGUGUCCGAAAUAAAAAAAGAUGAAAAGUAUUCCCUCCGACAACGGCAGUCACGUCGCACUACCGUAGAAACGGCAACCGUAAGCAAAACAACAACCACCACCAAGGAGAAGGCGACGCCAAAGGAAAAACCUAAACCCAAAGCGGCUCCCCUUAGCAAGUAUCGCCGGAAAACGGCCAACGCUCGCGAGCGGAGCCGAAUGCGAGAGAUUAACAGUGCGUUCGAGAACCUUCGACGAGCUGUUCCGGUAGCGGUGGCGGGUUCGAGUGGUACCAGUUCUCCCGUCAGCUCGCCUCAGUGUAGUGGGAGUGCGGCAUCGAGCGAAAAGCUUACCAAGAUUACCACCUUACGCCUAGCGAUGAAGUACAUCCGGAUAUUAAGUGACAUGCUGCACGGCACUGCACCCGGAACGCUCGAAAACAACAACGAACUAGAUAUGAUCAACCAUAACGAGAUAGAGCGGGAGGUGAUGCAAAAGGGUUUACUACUGCUGGAAGGCGGAUAUCCCAUCGGAACUCCGGGGUAUAUCUCAUCGUCACCCGCUGCAUCCCCGGUGCGACAAACUAUCGACACUCCGAAGGCAUCGUCAGCGUCCUCCAAAAAUAACUCGCAUCAAUCUAGCACCACCUCAUCUAGCAGUUCCCGAAAGCGAUCGUCUAGCAAACGAAGCACUUCUAGUAAUAGUCGAUCGAAAAAAUCCACCUCAUCCAGUUCCACCACAAGCAGUUCCAGAACACGAGCUUCAGCAGCAAGCAAUGGACGAAAGUCGACCACGAGUGUACCAACGGUAGAAAAGAUAGAUGAUAAUAUUCAGUUAACAGCGCCCAGCUUACUACCGGAUCCUGCUCGCCCCGAUCCGCUCGGAAUGGAUGUAGAUCUAAGCUCCGUGCUGGAGUCGGAUAACGACUCACUCAUAUUAUCCGAACCCUGUCUCAGCCCACUGACCACCGGCGUCGGACCGGGUAUACUUAAGUCCCAUCCCAACUUUGCCUGCACCAACAGUCAGUCCGUGGUUCCGAACGAUGGGCUGGAGUUUGGUUUGUUCCUAGAGUCGGACGCCGAUUCGCUGCAGCUGUCCGAGCCGUGCCUCAGCCCGCUUAGUCAUCUGGACUCGUUGAAUCCGUUCAACGAUCUGCUUCACACAGGCUUCAACGAACAGACGGCCCUUGAAUUGUAUCUAUAACCAACGGCCCUGAAGG
Anopheles maculipalpis is the source of this 1350-nucleotide messenger RNA. It is a transcript of the gene tx, whose product is annotated as helix-loop-helix protein delilah. The transcript has a single exon. The record is from RefSeq and is a predicted model, not a curated record. Gene Ontology annotation, molecular function: protein dimerization activity. NCBI's taxonomy places the organism in Eukaryota, Metazoa, Arthropoda, Insecta, Diptera, Culicidae. The coding region runs from base 6 to 1334 and encodes 442 amino acids.